Myripristis murdjan (pinecone soldierfish) is the source of this 1744-nucleotide messenger RNA. RefSeq names its product tripartite motif-containing protein 35-like. The transcript is spliced from 7 exons. Gene Ontology annotation, molecular function: zinc ion binding; protein binding. The record is from RefSeq and is a predicted model, not a curated record. Bases 123 to 1559 code for a protein of 478 amino acids. NCBI's taxonomy places the organism in Eukaryota, Metazoa, Chordata, Actinopteri, Holocentriformes, Holocentridae.
GACUCAACAGAGCAGGAAGCAGGAAGUCUACACAGUUAUUUACAGUAGCUGUCAGAGACGUAUGUCUGUAACUGGCUUUUGGGUUUCAGAGGAAAAGAGGAGCUCAGUGGCAGGGUGGCAGAAUGGCCGGCAGGCUCUCGCUCCCGGAGGUGGACCUCUCCUGCCCCAUAUGCUGUGACAUCUUCAGAGACCCAGUGGUGCUCAAGUGCAGCCACAGUUUCUGCGCGGGAUGCCUGCAGCAGUAUUGGGGUCCAGCGGGACACAGUCGUGACUGCCCUCUCUGCAGGACGGAGUCUGUGGAUGAACCUGUGGCCAGUCUUACCUUGAAAAACCUGUGCGACUCUUACGUCCAGGACAGCGGAGGACUGGAGGCCCCGCCUGGAGAGCUGUACUGUGAUCCCGGGGAGAUGUGUCCUCUCCAUGGGGAGAGGCUCAAGCUCUUCUGCCUCCCGGACAAAGAGCCCAUCUGUGUGGUUUGCCACACAUCCAGGAGGCACAAACAGCACGACUGCUGCCCCAUCAGCGAGGCCAUUCUGGAUGUGAAGGAGGAAAUUAAGUCUGCCCUCAGCUCUUUGCAAGAGAAGAAGGAGGCUUUUGACAAAAUGAAGAAAAACUGUGAGGAUACUGCGGCAUACAUUCAGGUCCAAGCACAAUUUGUUGAAAGACGGACCCGUGAGGAGUUUGAGAAGCUUCACCGUUUCCUUGAAGCUGAGGAAGAGGCCAGGAUGGAGGCCCUGAAGGCCGAGGAAGAACAGAAGAGUCAAGUAAUGAGACAGAGGAUUGAAGAAAUGACAGACAAUAUCACUGCUUUGUCUGAGACCAUCAGGGCCUUAGAGGAGGAGUUAGCUUUGGAGGACAUCUCUGUCCUUCAUAAAUGCAAGAAGACAAUGACAAGAGCCAACCUCCCAGUAGAGGAUCCAGUUAUGGCUCCAGGAGUGCUGAUAGAUGUGGCGAAACAUCUGGGCUCUCUCAAGUACACUGUGUGGGAGAGGAUGCAAAAGAUCAUUAAAUACACCCCGGUGACCCUGGACCCCAACACCGCUGCCCCCUGGCUCGUGCUGUCCGACGAUCUCACCAGCAUCAGCGACAGCGAUGACAAACAGAAGCUGCCCGACAACCCGGAGAGGUUCGACCCGGAUACGGGCGUGCUGGGCCACGAGGGCUUCACCUCAGGGAAGCACAUCUGGAGUGUAGACGUGGGAGAAAACACCGCGUGGGUCCUCGGCGUGGCCAAAGAAUCUGUCAAGAGGAAAGAGAAAGUGUCCUCAGUGCUGAAGAACGGCUACUUGUCUGUGUACUUCUACCACAAAAUGUACUUUGCGGGCACCUCUCCUUUGACGAGGCUCAGCUUAAAGAGAAAUCCCCAGAGAAUCAGAGUGCAGUUAGACUGUGACAAGGGAAGGGCGUCUUUCUACGACCCACAAGACAACACACACAUCUACACUUUCAAGCAUACCUUAACUGAGAAGGUCUUCCCUUACUUCUGGGUGGGCUGUAAGCAGAGUCCUUUGAUGAUUUUACCGCAAGAGCUUAUUGUGACAGCCGAUGACUGUUGUUGAGACAUUAACUAACUGAGCUAUGAAUUUUUCCUGUGUGAAUUUUGAAUGUAUGUCUUUGAUUUUUUUUUUUUUUUUAAAUGAAAAUAAUACUCUAAUUUAUGUGCACAAUUAUUCGCCAUUUCUUUCUAAGGCUUAACUACACAUUUUUUUUUGUGGUAUCAGUGAAUAAAAGUUAAUUAAAAAUG